Molecule: messenger RNA, 3474 nt
Organism: Homalodisca vitripennis (glassy-winged sharpshooter)
Lineage: Eukaryota; Metazoa; Arthropoda; Insecta; Hemiptera; Cicadellidae
Exons: 10
Coding region: 290-1663 (457 amino acids)
Cellular component (GO): nucleus
Molecular function (GO): mRNA binding
Source: RefSeq, a predicted model, not a curated record
GCCGUCGUGUUUCAACGGCAGAAGAGGGGAGUGACGUUGCGAGUGCGCCGACUCCAACUUACAAUCACCUGUUCUUUCGUGAUUGGCAAGAACCAAUAAGAAUUGGUUAAUUUGAAUCUUUAACCGUUUUCUCCCCGUUACAUCCCUCCACAAACCACAAGGCACAGGUGUACUCCAUCUUGUUUUACAUUUCUUCUUUCCUUUGUUCAGUUCGUUAUCUGACUCCGGACAUUACGGUCAAACUGAAGACGGCGUCUGUGAUAUCUGAUUAUAACUGCGGCGAAUCAAUAUGGAUCACUCAAUUCCUGGUUUUAAUUGGGAACAGGUUAACGGAUGCCGUAUCUUAGGUCCGAGGAAGGGGGAUGAAAACUACAAUCCUCCCUUGGGUAGUGAAGUAUUCGUUGGUAAACUGCCACGUGAUUGCUUCGAGUUCGAAUUGUACCAAUUUAUGAGCAAAGUCGGUCCCGUGUAUGACAUCCGUCUAAUGGUAACUCUUUAUGGUGAGAAUCGCGGAUUUGCUUUUGUACGUUUCUAUGAUCCGGAGACUGCAGCUAAGGCUAUCGAUGAAAUGAAUCAGAAGACUAUAAGGCCUGGUCGUCGCAUAGGUGUUACAAUAUCUACCGACCAUCGUACCCUACUGCUUAUCGGGUUGGAUUGCAGAGUAUCGAGAGAUGAUAUUUUUAAGGUCUGUGACUCAGCCUUGCCUGGGAACUUGAUGUUAGUAACAGAGCUGCCCAGUGCACGACCUUCUUACUUGCUUCAGUAUGCAACGCACCGUGCAGCUGCCAUCACCAAGCGCUCACAGACCCAAAUGCUGCCUCCACAGUGGGGUCCUUCAGUGCGUAUCAUAUGGCAGCACAAUGAAGAAGUAGAAAUGCGCAACAAAAACAGAAGGUCAAGAGAAGCAGUCAGGCGUAUGGUUGAGCUGUACAAGCAAAAGUUCUCCAAGCAAUCACUUGAGAGCAGUGCAAUCCUUCCUGUCACUGAAACAUGCACCUUAGCAGAAGAUACAAAUAACCUGGAUCUAAAUAUGGUGACCUUGUCUCUUGGCAAAGAUUUAAUGCAUCAUCUGACAGGUGGAGACAUGCAGGAAGGAACAUCCUCUCUUCAAAGACCUCAGAACACAGAGCAAAACUACUCUCCAUGGGGCAGGAAAGAUGUGUUGGAUGAGAUUGCUUGGCCUGAUGACAACAGUGCCAAAAACACGACAGUUCAAUUCCCUCAGCCUUCGACUUCGCAAUUUUGCAAUUUAGAUGUCAGUGAUAACAUAUUGGGGCCAUUGGAAGGUAAAGGGGUGAAAAGCUGCCCUGAUGUAUUAUUUAUGUCUUUGGAUCAUGCUGACAAUGCUGGAGAAGGUAGAGAAGAAGUGAAGGAGAAUUACCGCAAGCAGCCAGUAGUUGCCUACGUCCGGCCAGAUCCAGCCGCUGGAACCUUUACACUGGAUAAUACUCCAGUGGAACAAAAAUCAGAACAAAACAGUCAGAUGGCUCGUGUGGCCUACGUUAGAGCUGACGUAUUGGGCUUGGAGGCCAGUGCCUUAUCUCAGCUGUGCCAUAAAACUUCAGAUGCCACAGGGACUUCUCUCCAAGCUCCAAACAAUAGCAGCCGACCCAUUUUGGGCCAAAAAUCUGUUUUCCAGCCGCAAAAAUCUCUCAGAUUUUAACAACCUCCAAAGUAUUCAGGAGCAGCUAGGAAGAGAGGAUAAUUCAUUCAUUCACUUAUAUUUUCUGAAUAUAUUCAAUGUAUUAGAAUUUAAGGUUUGGAUAUUUACAAAUGGCUUGAUUUGGUCUGAUAAAAUUAAUUGGUUUUCAGAAUAAUUUUAAAAUACGACAAUAUAAUAGUAAAUAUACAAUUAUGCAUCAAUUAUAAGAAUAUUACAGAAUCGUCACAAAACAAAUUGCUUUUUAGAAUUUUAACAAUUAUCAAAUGUUUUGAUAAUUCUGAAAACCUGUUUCUUUUGUAAUACUUCCAAAAUAGUAUAAUCAGUAUCCAUUCAUACAAACAAUUAUAUGGAAUCAUUAAAUAAACAUUAAAUCCUUUCAGCAUUGAUUAUAAAAUCAUUCAUAAUAUAAAUAUCUGCCUAGUUGAGUAAAACCAUAAACAAGUUCCAACUUUUUAAAAGUAUUACAUUAUUGAAUGAAUCGAUUUUACUCUUUGAAGCUCAAGUAAUAUUGUAAUUUUUAAAUAUUGAACUCAAAUCCUCAUUAUUACAAACAUAUCAGACACAUAAUCUAUUUUUUAUUGCAAGUAAUUUCAAACCUUAUGUUCAAAUACUCAUUUGUGUAAUUUACUUUCAUUUUAUUAUAUUUCUCUCAUUGUUAUUUAUAGGAUGUUUAAUUUCAUAAGUUUAUAUUUUUAACGGUUUUUAUAUUUUAUUGUACUGUACUUCUCUUUAGUUUUAACAUGCAUAUUUGUAACCUGCCAGUUUUUAUUAAUUCAGAAUUUUACUUGACAUAAUAUUCAUAACAAGAUUUUUCCUUGUUUACAAAUUUAACUGUCUAUCAGGUGAAGUUAUACACAACAUUUACCAUACAUCUUUGGAAAACAUUUUAUUGAACUUUAUUAAAAUGAAUGUUUCUAAUUUACUAUAUUUAUUAAUAAUGACCAAGAACCCAACAUGUUUACUAAGUGAUUUACUGUACACAGUAUUCUGUAUGACGUUUAUUUUAGUUCUUAAGAUUUUGUUAAGUUUAUGUUUAGCUUUGUUAUUGUUAUUGUUUUAGUUAUUGGAUAAUUUUAUAAGACAUAUUUUUGUCUAGUUGUUCUUCUGUCUAAAGAAAAUUUAAAAUACUUGUUUUUUCAUUGUUUUUAAUGUAUGUAUUUUAUUAGGCAAAUAUACUCAAUGACAAUAAUUCUUUGUUUAUGUAUGAUUAAACCUCUUUAUUUUCAUAUAAAAACUUCAAAACCUCAUUUCAAAUUUAUUUCCUAAAAAUUAAAAAAUGAUUUAAAAAUUAUCAGACAUAGUCUUGCCUGUACAUUUUCCAGUAUAUAAAAAAAUAUUAAUGAUGGUUAUUAUAUAAUAUUCAUAGGGACUAGGAAGUUAAUUCAAAAUCAGAAUAAAGACUGAUAUUCUACAAGCACCUACAAAUAACAAGAAAGGUAGUCAGAAACACCUUUCCAGUUUUAGGAAUAUACAAUAAACAAUUAUUUAUUGUACAAUUACAAAUUGUAAUAACAAACUGGUUCAUAGUCAAUGAUUAAAAGUACAUAUCUAAAGCUUAUAACUUAAUAACUGUUGAUACAAAUUUUAUCAAUAUCAAAAACGUUAUAGAAUGUGAAAUAACAUUUAUUAAAUCUAAGCAUACAAACAUUUUAAAAUUUGUAUACAAGAUAAUAGGCUGUUUUUUUUUUACUAAGUACUUUUAGACUUUUCUAGAUUUAGAUAAGGGAAGUUUUUAUAUGACUGAAAUAUUAUUAUAUAAUUUCAAACCUAGAUAAAGAUAACUAAUUUCAAAUUUGUUUAGUUUAUGUGCC